AAAAUUUCAUAUUAUCUUGCUUUUGUACAAAAUUUGAAAUAGAAAUAAUCUGUGCUGUGGUAGUGGAAGCAUCGAGAACAUCGCAGCGAUGGCGAGAGUGGGUAGAAUGAAGUUGGGUUCACAAGGCAUGGAGGUGUCUUUGCAGGGACUUGGGUGCAUGGGCAUGUCUGCGUUCUAUGGUCCUCCCAAGCCUGACCCCGAUAUGAUUGCUCUCAUCCACCACGCUGUUCAAACUGGUGUCACUUUUCUUGACACUUCUGACGUCUAUGGUCCUCACACCAACGAACUCCUUCUAGGAAAGGCUCUGAAGGGAGGGGUGAGAGAUGAGGUUGAAUUGGCUACAAAGUUUGGAAUCAACGUUGCUGAAGGGAAGAGAGAGAUCCGUGGUGAUCCGGCAUAUGUGAGGGCUGCUUGUGAGGGAAGCUUAAAGAGACUUGGCAUCGAUUGCAUAGAUCUCUAUUACCAACAUCGUAUUGAUACUCGUGUGCCUAUUGAAAUCACGAUUGGGGAACUUAAAAAACUCGUUGAGGAGGGAAAAAUAAAAUACAUUGGUCUGUCUGAGGCCUCGGCUUCAACAAUCAGAAGAGCACAUGCAGUUCAUCCGAUAACAGCUGUGCAGUUGGAGUGGUCCCUAUGGUCAAGAGAUGUGGAGGAAGAAAUAGUUCCAACAUGCAGGGAACUUGGUAUUGGAAUUGUUGCAUAUAGUCCUCUUGGACGAGGAUUCUUGUCAUCAGGACCAAAGUUGCUUGAGAAUUUGACACAGGAUGAUUUCCGACAGAGUCUACCUAGAUUCCAACCUGAAAAUUUGGAGCAGAAUAAGACUAUAUUCGAGAGGGUUAAUGAACUGGCUGCAAAAAAGGGAUGUACUCCAUCUCAACUUGCAUUGGCCUGGGUUCAUCACCAAGGAAAAGAUGUGUGCCCUAUACCUGGAACCACCAAGAUUGAGAACUUUAAUCAGAACAUUGGGGCUUUGUCAGUCAAACUAACUCCAGAAGACAUGGCAGAGCUCGAGUCCUUUGCUGCUGCAGAUGCUGUCAAGGGUGGCAGGUACAUGGAUGGUUUUGCUACAUGGAAGGAAUCUGAUACUCCACCACUUUCUUCUUGGAAAGCUGCAUGAUGAAGUGCAUUGCUUAAUGCUUAUACUAGUGAUCCUUAAGUGUUUGCUGCUGCUACUUUAAGAAACAUAUCAGUAUGAGUGGCAAGCCUUCACAGUUGAAAGGAAUAAGCCAUUCUAGUUUCUAGUAAUUGAUGUGUCUUUUUAAGUGGUUUGAACUCUGUGGCAGAUGGUUCCAUAUAUGUGUUUAUGUAUGUAUUAAAAUGAACAAAGACUGGCUAUGGCAUGACUUUUACUUGAGUGUGAGUUGAUUAUUGCCUCAACAAGUUAGCUUGAGCAUAUCUUGCUUCAGAAGGCAUGCUAAUCUUUGAGUACAGUGGGAGUGAAUUUUCACAUCUACAUGAAGAAUAAGUCUGUAUCUUUUAAAAUUUGAACAGUUGAUUUCGUUCUAAGAGUUUUCAGUUUCACACUA
Glycine soja is the source of this 1526-nucleotide messenger RNA. Its product is annotated as probable aldo-keto reductase 2. The record is from RefSeq and is a predicted model, not a curated record. Bases 89 to 1117 code for a protein of 342 amino acids. The transcript has 5 exons. Gene Ontology annotation, cellular component: cytoplasm. NCBI's taxonomy places the organism in Eukaryota, Viridiplantae, Streptophyta, Magnoliopsida, Fabales, Fabaceae.